AUGGCCGCGCAGGACACUGCAACGGCUCCGGGUGGCGCCCGGCCUUACCAGAUCAUCGUCUGGGGUGCCACCGGCUACACGGGAAGGCUGGUUUGCGAGCGGCUCGCGACGGAGUACCAGGGGAAAUGUCGGUGGGCGAUGGCGGGCAGGAACGAGGGCAAGCUGCGUGCCGUCAGGAAUGACCUCGAGAAAAUCGACGCGAGGUGCAAGGACGUCCCACUGAUCAUAGCGGAUGCAGAGGACCAGGCAUCCAUUGACAAAAUGGUGGCACAGACAGAAGUGAUAAUUGCAACAGCAGGGCCAUUCGCCCUGUGUGGUGAGUGCAUUGUGGAUGCGAGUGUGCGAAUGGGAACACACUACUGCGAUGUCACAGGUGAGACACCCUGGGUGAGAGGUAUCAUACGUAAGUACCACGACGCUGCAAAGGACAGAGGUGUCAAUAUUGUCCCCUUUUGCGGCCAAGACAGCGUGCCUUCAGACAUUGGUGCGUGGUUUGUGGUCAACCACAUGAAGACCAAGCUGGGGAGGAAAUGCGCACGUGUUGAAGGUGUCAUCACGAAACUCAAAGCCGGCCUCAGUGGAGGCACGCUGAAGACCAUAUCGCUGAUGGUGUCCAAGGAUUCAGCAGUUAUUGCAGAUCCAUACUGCCUGGAUCCCCCUGAGAGCAGGCGUGGCAGCGAUGGCCCCGAUCAGAUUUGUCCUGCCUACCAGAAGGAGCUGGGAGUUUGGACUGGCCCUUUUCUGGGGGGCGGAUUCAAUACACGUGUUGUCAGGCGAAGCAACGCAUUGCUGGGCCAUGUCUAUGGUGACGAUUUUAAGUACACAGAGUCGUGGAGUCAAGGCAGCUGGCUGAAGGCCUGCAUGUUGACGCUGCUGGUCAUGUUUGUGAUGUCGUAUUUCAAGUCCAGAUUUUUGCAGUGGCUGUUUGGGCGAUGGGCGCCCAAACCGGGUGAGGGCCCUUCCAGAGAGGAGCGAAGCAAGGGGCUCUGGGAGUUUUGCAUGGUGGGCGUCACCCAAGAGGAGGCAGGUGCCAAGCCAACCAUUGUCAAGGCAACUGUCGGGGACCCACAUGACCCAUACACCAGCACUGCCAUCAUGGUUGUGGAGAGCGCGCUGUGUAUGUCAAUGGAGCAGGAUGGGCUGAAGAAGGCCGGCGUGAUGAGGGGUGGGGUUCUCACGCCCGCCACUGCCAUGGGACCUGUCCUGCUCGAUAGGCUGCGGAACGCUGGGGUCACCAUCGCACUACAGGAGCCCGGAACCGAAGCCCAGUGA
Molecule: messenger RNA, 1272 nt
Organism: Ostreobium quekettii
Lineage: Eukaryota; Viridiplantae; Chlorophyta; Ulvophyceae; Bryopsidales; Ostreobiaceae
Source: the annotation of a GenBank genome assembly